Messenger RNA from Phytophthora sojae, 753 nucleotides. RefSeq lists its product as hypothetical. The record is from RefSeq and is a predicted model, not a curated record. The transcript is spliced from 3 exons. Lineage: Eukaryota; Oomycota; Peronosporomycetes; Peronosporales; Peronosporaceae. The coding region runs from base 1 to 753 and encodes 250 amino acids.
AUGGAUCCCUCAUCCCGCGCCAGUGACGCUCUUAGAGCCGAGAAUGUACGCCGCGCGUGUACGACCUCGAGAACGCAGCGUGCAUACCGCAGCUAUCGCCACGGGAUAGCUGCGUGGAUCCGCGAGUCUAAGGCCGAUGCAGACCGGUAUUUCGAGCCUGGUGGUGAAAUUGACAUCUCCAUGUUCACUCCCAAAGAUUUCGAGGCGUUUUUGCUAGCUAAGAUGAAUGCCACUGAGAAGAAGCUGAAGGUGACCACACUCAGUGGUUAUAGGAGCGCAGUCAAGGACAUUUACCGACAGAAGAAGCUUCCUCUCCCUGCUGCGUACAUGGACGAUAUGAAGACUUUUUUCGCUGGGCUCAAGCGCAUCGAGGCGGAGCGCAACCAAGGAAGUGCCGGCGAGGCAAAAAUGGCGGGGGAAAUGGCGCUACCGUACUCUGUGUACGAGCGAGUGUGUAAGCAGAUGCUCGUGCUAAAUGACGGUGGGUUUGCCCACCUAUUUCUGACGGUGCAGUGGAAUCUGAUGUGCCGAUCUCAGUCGGUCGAAACUAUUCACACCGGGCACAUGAGUAACGAAGACGACAGCAUCGGCUUCGUCUUUCAUAAGAGCAAGGCGAAUCAAGAUGGGGCCUAUUGGGCGUGCUACCCUCGCCAAGGCACCGGUCCGCUGUUCCCAGGCUCCCUGCAACGCAACCGGCCGUCAUACCCGCCGACCAACCCAACUGAAAGUCGCGACUAUUCUGCGUCUAGUUAG